Neoarthrinium moseri is the source of this 1365-nucleotide messenger RNA. RefSeq lists its product as uncharacterized. The transcript has 4 exons. NCBI's taxonomy places the organism in Eukaryota, Fungi, Ascomycota, Sordariomycetes, Amphisphaeriales, Apiosporaceae. Gene Ontology annotation, molecular function: mannan endo-1,6-alpha-mannosidase activity. The coding region runs from base 1 to 1365 and encodes 454 amino acids. The record is from RefSeq and is a predicted model, not a curated record. Gene Ontology annotation, biological process: carbohydrate catabolic process; fungal-type cell wall biogenesis.
AUGGUGAGAGUAUCAAAGUCACUGUUGGCCGGUCUUGGCCUGGCGGCUUACCCGGCGCAUGCCGCCUUGACCGUCAACCUCGACUCACCAGAGUCAAUUAAGCAAGCAGCCGCUCAAGUCGCCGAAGACCUCCUUACGUUCUACCAUGGCGACGAACCAGGAUGGGUGCCCGGUAUCCUUCCCGGUCCUCCUCCGGACGGUGAAUACUACUGGUGGCAGGGCGGUGCUAUGUGGGGUGCCUUGAUGGACUACAGACAUCACACUGGCGACAAGUCCUACGACGACAUAACCUCCACGGCGAUGCUAUUCCAGGUUGGAGACGACAGGGACUUCAUGCCGCGAAACUGGUCGGCCUCGAUGGGUAACGACGAUCAAGCAUUUUGGGCUCUUUCAGCCCUGACGGCGGCAGAAACCGGUUUCACAGAUCCCGCUGCAGAAGAGCCUCAAUGGUUAUCGUUGGCGCAGGCUGUGUUCAAUGAACAAACCCACGAGGAUAGACGUGUCCCGUCAGGUAACUGCGAGUGGGGAUUGAGAUGGCAGGUGUUCCCUUCAAACAACGGAUACGACUACAUCAACACUAUUGCAAACGCAUGUUACUUCAACAUCGGUGCCCGCUUGGCACGGUACACAAACAACAACACAUAUUCAGACUUAGCGGCUCGAACAUUUGAUAUUAUGGAAAGAUUGGGCUACGUCGACAAGGAUUGGAAUGUCUACGAUGGUGCCCACUUGCCCGACUGCACUGACAUCAACAAGGCCCAGUUCUCAUAUAAUGCUGCCAUGUUGAUGCAAGGGGCCGCGUUCAUGUACAACUACACGGACGGUGAACAGAUCUGGGCUGACCGUAUCAACGGGCUUCUCACUCGUACUCUCGCAGUCUUCUUCCCCGAUGGCGUUGCUUUCGAACCGUCCUGCGAGCCUGGUAACUGUAAUGCCGACAUGCGAUCCUUCAAGGGCUUCUUGCACCGCUGGAUGGGAUCGACGGCCCAGCUGGCCCCCUUUACCUACGACACUAUCAUGCCAGUCAUUAAGAAAUCUGUCGCUGCUGGCGUUGCGCAGUGUACUGGCGGCGACAACGGGCGCUUCUGUGGAUUCCACUGGACCACGGGAGUGUUUGAUGGCAGGACUGGCGCUGGACAGCAGAUGAACGUGCUGGGUGGACUGACGGCGUUAUUAGCCGCCAACCCUCCACUAACAAACACGACCGGAGGUACGAGUCUGGGUGACCCGAACGCGGGAAGCGACCGGACGACAAUUACCCAGCUUGCGGAGAUCACAGGCGGAGAUAAGGCGGGUGCUGGCAUCUUGACCGCCAUUAUGAUUGCCGGCGCUGUUGGUGCUUUCAGCUGGAUGUCCAUCGAUUAG